Molecule: messenger RNA, 557 nt
Organism: Nematostella vectensis (starlet sea anemone)
Lineage: Eukaryota; Metazoa; Cnidaria; Anthozoa; Actiniaria; Edwardsiidae
Exons: 2
Coding region: 65-478 (137 amino acids)
Source: RefSeq, a predicted model, not a curated record
GUCCAACUAUAUGCGAGAGUAAAAUAGGUUGACUUGUAUAUUCUGCGCACGGGAGCCAGGGACCAUGUCUGCAUUCCCUGCCUUAAUCAUGAUCCUCUAUUUAGUGCUCGCGAUCAAAGCAGAAUUUAUUUUAGAAGACGACGAAUUUUCUUUUAGGAAUUUCCUUCCAAGCUUUCCCGGUCGAAUCCUCGUGAAGACCGGGGCAGUCCUAUCAGAGAAAAGCUCUAAAGAUUUCAGUAAUUGUCACAUCGCCUGCCUUGAUAAUGUCGAGUGUUUUGCCGUGAACUUCAUUCAAGAAAAUUCGAAAGACCCUCUCUGUCAGCUGUUGAACGAUGGGAACUCGGACUAUGAGGACUAUCUUGAAGAAAAAGAAGGCGGCUCCUACUCACGCGUUAAGACUUCCUGUGAGCCUAAUCCCUGCCUGAAUGGCUCUGUUUGUUCACCAAGCGCAGAUGGGCGUAACUUCACAUGCAACUGACAAGUCCUGCGCACUUUGGGCGGUACUGUCAGGGUGGGCCACGAGACCACGUGAUGCAAUAGAUUGCAUGCACUCGAAA